GAGAAGUAUAUCUCAUCUUUACGAUGCCAAAUAUAGAGAAACUUGCUUUACCAAUCUGGUGCUAUCAAACCGAGAAGUCAUUGCGGUUUGCUUUCAGUCAAUGGAAGAAUCUUAAAACAUUGAUCAUCGCUCAUGAACACUCUUACACCGGGAUUUUCGACUUUAAAGCUGUGGGAGAGAGCUGUAGUAACCUAACCAACUUAAAAUAUUUAGGUCAUUUGGAAGAUUACAAGACCAGGGAAAUCGUGCCUUACCUCCAGAGCCUCAAGAGGUUGAGUUUGCGAUGCUCUUUGGUUAGUUAUGAAGCAGUUUACUGGCUAAUCAUCGGCCUUCAAAACCUCACGAUGCUUAAUGUUUCACAUUGCAAAAACUCGUAUUUCCAUGCUAUUACGAGAUCUAGAGACGAUUUUGUUAUAACAACCGCCACUCAGAAGCUUGACAAAUUUAUCAUAUGUCCUCAAGAUUGUAGGAUUUGCAAAGAUCAUCAAUGUUGCUACUCCUGGUCAUAUCUCGCUGAGGAUUGGAGGAACGAUGAGAUAAAGGAACUUGAUUUCUGAAAUUUGUGAGAAGAGAUGUAUUGGGUAUGUAAUAAAAAUUUGAAUUAGUC
Molecule: messenger RNA, 607 nt
Organism: Arabidopsis arenosa
Lineage: Eukaryota; Viridiplantae; Streptophyta; Magnoliopsida; Brassicales; Brassicaceae
Source: the annotation of a GenBank genome assembly